AUGAGCGGUAAUACCAACGGGUCCAGUUCUCGGAAUUUGGGCUAUAAACCACCCCCGGAGUCCAAGUGGGUCGCUCCCUUGGGAAGGCGGCGGACAUCAAAUCCGUACAAGUUUUCUUUGGGCCACACUCGGAAUCGAUCCAGCGUCGAUGGCUCCAAGUACAAGGACGGAACGUGGUCACCGGAGAAGGAGAAGAUACUGCUAGGCCCUUACGAUUACAUGGUCGAACAGCCCGGGAAGGAUCUACGACGACAGUUCAUUGCUGCAUUUAACCGUUGGUUACAUGUUCCUGAAGAAAGCAUCGCAACAAUCACCAAGGUCGUUGUAAUGCUGCAUACUGCUUCGUUACUCGUCGAUGACGUUGAAGAUUCUUCUACACUUCGACGGGGAGUUCCAGUGGCGCAUAAUAUAUUUGGAACGGCUCAGACGAUAAAUUCUGCGAACUACGUCUACUUUCUCGCUCUGGAAGAGGUACAGAAACUCAAAAGCCCGAAUGUGAUAAAUAUCUACGUGAAAGAAUUGUUAAACCUGCACCGAGGACAGGGCAUGGAUGUUUUCUGGAGGGACACCCUCACUUGCCCAACAGAGGAUGAUUAUUUGGAAAUGGUCGGCAAUAAAACAGGGGGUCUUUUCAGGCUUGCAAUUAAACUAAUGCAGGCCGAAAGCGACACGGGAAUUGAUUGCGUCACUCUCGUCAAUCUCAUGGGCCUCAUCUUUCAAAUCUGCGAUGAUUAUCUCAACCUUUCCAAUUCAACAUACAGCAAAAACAAGGGACCCUGCGAAGACCUCACGGAAGGCAAAUUUUCUUUCCCCAUAAUCCACAGUAUCCGCUCCCAACCCGAUAACCUCCAACUUAUCAAUAUCUUGAAACAGAAAACGACGGAUGAGGAAGUCAAACGAUACGCUGUAAAUUACAUGGAGAGCACGGGAAGUUUUGCCUACACGCGCAAAACAGUUAUGCAACUACGAGACAAGGCUUUGACCUUAAUUGAUGAGCUGGAGAAUUUGACGGAUAUGACCCAAGGUGCUAAUCAGAAAGAAGAGAGAAGUGGAGACAUGGUACGGAAUAUCCUGCAUAAAAUGGUUGAUGCGACGCUGAACAUUGGAUGCGAUGAGAAGAGAACUUGA
Molecule: messenger RNA, 1128 nt
Organism: Histoplasma mississippiense
Lineage: Eukaryota; Fungi; Ascomycota; Eurotiomycetes; Onygenales; Ajellomycetaceae
Product: geranylgeranyl pyrophosphate synthetase
Exons: 3
Coding region: 1-1128 (375 amino acids)
Biological process (GO): isoprenoid biosynthetic process
Molecular function (GO): prenyltransferase activity
Source: RefSeq, a predicted model, not a curated record